Molecule: messenger RNA, 1426 nt
Organism: Dothidotthia symphoricarpi CBS 119687
Lineage: Eukaryota; Fungi; Ascomycota; Dothideomycetes; Pleosporales; Dothidotthiaceae
Exons: 3
Coding region: 175-1236 (353 amino acids)
Source: RefSeq, a predicted model, not a curated record
CGCCAACAGCGAACACCACACCCGUCGCCGCCACGCCUGCAGCUGUCAACUUUGGGACACUGACGACACAUUGGAGCUGAUAUAUCUCCGACUGUCUGCCUCCCUUCGCUCUGCUUCGCCUCUUUCACAGUUCUUCAUGGCCCGGUAGCACGACGCCGAAAUACACCACCCAUCAUGGAAAAGUACAGCCAAUUCCGCGAUAAAGGCACAGCGAUUGCGCCUUUCCUGCCCGUGCCUUCCCCUCCAUCGAGCUUUCUCUGGACACCCGUACAUGUGUUCCUCUUCUUCACGCGCCUACCGUUUGUCAUAGGGUUUUCGAUUCUCUACUUUGGCAUUCUGGACUGGCUACCUGUGGGGCAUGCGAUCAAGUAUGCGGUGCUGUGGUCUAUGCUCAUGGCUCCUGGGGUGUGGUGGGUGGACUUUCAGGUCGAUGGUGUGAAGCGGGGACAGCUCUCCUCGGCGAAAGAACAGCUCCCCAAGCCCGGCACAAUUAUCGCUUCGUCAUACACUUCCCCCCUCGACCCCCUCUACCUCGCCGGCAUCUUCCAACCAAUCUUCACCCGCGCAUAUCCAAACACUCGCAAGGUCGAGCGCAUCACACUCCUCCGCGCCAUCCUCCUCGCCUUCUCCCACCCCACGCUCUCUCCCCCCGACACCAGCAACCUCGUCACCCUCGCGCAGCUCACUGCGGAAAACCCCACAAGCAUAAUUUGCGUCUUCCCCGAAUGCACCACCACAAACGGCCGCGGCAUCCUACCUUUGUCCCCUUGCCUGCUCAGCGCAGCCGGCGACACGAAAAUCUACCCCGUAAACCUGCGCUACACACCUCAAGAUGUCACCACCCCCGUCCCCGGCAACUACCUGAGCUGGUUCUACAACCUCCUAUCUAAACCCACGCACCAGAUGCGCGUAAGGAUCGCUAGUCGCAUCUAUAAUUCGCCGUCGCAGGACUCGCCCAAGAAGAUUGUGCAGAAGGCGACGGGCACGGGCUAUGAUACGAAUAUCUUCGACCAACCGGAUUUCCGCAACGGGGUCAAUGGGAAACACUGGGAUGCGGAUGCGGGCAUGCAGGUUGAGACUGGUGUUGGCGGAGUGGAGGACGUGAGUGCAGAUGAAAAGAAAGUAUUGGAUCGGAUUGGGGAGGAUUUGGCCCGGUUGGGGAGAGUCAAGAGAGUCGGGUUGGGAGUUGAGGAUAAGAUUGAGUUUCUGAAGGUUUGGUUGAAGAGGAAGCGAUGAGUAGGUGGAGGAGUAGUAUCAGGGAGUUCUGGAAUGGAGUACGUGGACAUGAAUAUGGAUGGUUACUUUUGGAAAGAAUAUGUAGGUAUGAAGAAUGAGUUAUCAUGAUACCAUGAUUCUAUUUCUGUCUCGGCUUUUCCAUGCCAUACGUGCAUAUCCUUUUUUAGUCAUGAUAUAAAUUCUACCAUCA